This is a messenger RNA of Rhinolophus ferrumequinum (greater horseshoe bat), 1471 nucleotides long. It is a transcript of the gene PEX10, whose product is annotated as peroxisomal biogenesis factor 10. Gene Ontology annotation, biological process: protein import into peroxisome matrix. The transcript has 6 exons. Bases 43 to 1020 code for a protein of 325 amino acids. Gene Ontology annotation, molecular function: zinc ion binding. Gene Ontology annotation, cellular component: peroxisomal membrane. NCBI's taxonomy places the organism in Eukaryota, Metazoa, Chordata, Mammalia, Chiroptera, Rhinolophidae. The record is from RefSeq and is a predicted model, not a curated record.
AGGCACCGCCCGGUGGGCGUGGCCACCCGUGUCCCCGCGGCCAUGGCUCCCGCGGCCGCCAGUCCCCCUGAGGUGGUCCGCGCUGCGCAGAAGGACGACUACUACCGCGGCGGGCUGCGGAGCGCGGCGGGCAGCGCCCUGCACAGCCUGGCGGGUGCCAAGAAGUGGCUGGAGUGGAGGAAAGAGGUGGAGCUGCUGUCGGAUGUUGCCUACUUCGGCCUCACCACACUUGCAGGCUACCAGACGCUCGGGGAGGAGUACGUUGGGGUCGUGCAGGUGGACCCAUCCCGGAGCCGCGUGCCGUCGAGGCUGCGCCGUGGUGUGCUGGUCGCGCUGCACAGCGUCCUGCCCUACGUGCUGGACAAGGCCCUGCUGCACCUGGAGCACGAGCUGCAGGCUGAGGGCGGCGCCCGGCCCUCGCAGGGCAGCUUGGCUCCCGGCGUGCGUGGCCGGUCGGGGACGAGGCGCUGGCUGCACCGGCGGGUGGCCACGCUGACGGAGCAGCAGAGAAGGGUCAUCCUGCGGGCCGUGCUGGCGUUCAGGUGGGGCCUGGGCUGCCUCCAGCGGCUCCACGUCGCCUGGUUCUACGUCCAUGGCGCCUUCUACCACCUGGCCAAGCGGCUCACGGGUGUCACCUAUCUCCACACCCGCCGCCCACCUGCAGAGGACCCGUGGGCUCACGCGAGCUACCGGCUGCUGGGGUUCAUCUCCCUGCUGCACCUGGCACUGACCGUGGGGCUGCAGCUCUACAGUCUGCGGCAGAGACACCGUGCCCGGCGGGAGUGGAAGCUGCACCGCAGCCUGUCUCAGCGCAGGCCUCACACGGAAGAGAGAGCGGCUUCCAGGAAGGCCCUGUGCACCCUGUGCCUGGAGGAGCGCCGGCACUCCACAGCCACGCCCUGCGGCCACCUGUUUUGCUGGGAGUGCAUCACCCAGUGGUGCGACACCAAGACGGAGUGUCCCCUGUGCAGGGAGAAGUUUCCUCCCCAGAAGCUCGUCUACCUGCGGCACUUCCGGUGACCAGAGGACAGAGGGACCCCAGAGUCACAUAACGUCAGGAGAAAACUUGGUUCCCAAGGUUCACUUGACUUGUGCAGAAACCAUAAAAUUCUCAAAUGUCCUGUUUUUAUCACAUCAGAUGCUAUGCUAGCAGCUCAGGAGGACCCAGCCUGGGCAGCUGGGCUGAGACCUCCAGGGCCAGGUUUGGGCGGGGGCUCCACUCGCUCCGUCACCAGCCUGCGGACAGUGAUGGCGAGACCCGGCCGGGGCCCAGCCCCCACCCCCACAACCCAGUCACUGCAGGAACCGCCCUCCUCGGGGCAGGGUUCUAGGUUUCCGUCCUCUUCCCCAAACCACACAGUUGAGAACUAAUUUCAGGAACGGGCUGCCCUUUAUUCGUUUAUAUGAUCAGAAAAUGAACUGACAGGAGGCAGACGGUAAGGGUUUGCCCUAAAAGGGCAAGUGUUGACUG